Messenger RNA from Letharia columbiana, 318 nucleotides. RefSeq lists its product as uncharacterized. The record is from RefSeq and is a predicted model, not a curated record. NCBI's taxonomy places the organism in Eukaryota, Fungi, Ascomycota, Lecanoromycetes, Lecanorales, Parmeliaceae. The transcript has a single exon. The coding region runs from base 1 to 318 and encodes 105 amino acids.
AUGCGUCUGUCGUACUCGAACUUUGAAAGGCAGCCUACUGCAUCAGGGGAUGGUGGAGAAAGGGUGCGGGGCCAAAAGGCUCCUCUGGUCAGCAUGGUGCCUUCGGUACGCCUAGAGAACCCAGAGGACACCAGUGAGAAUGAAGAAGACGUAGAAGAAGAUGUUGAGAACGAAGAAGACGGUGACAUCAGCCGGCGAGAUAGCAGUGGUAUAUUUUCCGCCGACCAGGGUUGCAUUGUGAGAACCAUGGAGGAUGAGCUCAUCGGUGAUACUCAUACUCCGUACUCUUAUGGAUUCCGUGGAUCUAUUAGGUCUUAA